Molecule: messenger RNA, 12269 nt
Organism: Cherax quadricarinatus
Lineage: Eukaryota; Metazoa; Arthropoda; Malacostraca; Decapoda; Parastacidae
Product: centrosomal protein of 41 kDa B
Biological process (GO): cilium assembly; protein polyglutamylation
Cellular component (GO): ciliary basal body
Source: RefSeq, a predicted model, not a curated record
UUGUGUAUAUAGAAGUAUUAAUGAUGUUAAUUUCAAGGGGAAGGGCUCUUGAUCCAAGGAACUCAACCUCUCCUCACCUUCCUGGAUUCAACAUCAUUGCCUUCAACUUCCCCUAGGGAUUGUGUGCCUUACAGAGGAUGCAUUCGAGAAAAUUUUUAGUCCAGGACUUGAACACCAUCAACAGGUUGAAAAAAUUCUCCGUAAGCGAUAGAGAAAUUUUGGAUAAGCGGACCAAGACUAACCCCCGAUACACUACUGUCCGCGCUCGCACAGACACUGGCUUUAACACUCAGCGGCGCCAGGAGCUGGAGCACGAGAUACGGAAAUAUUAUAAGGUAAGGAAUGAUGAAGUGUUCCGUCGCAUCUCACUGGCAGACCUAUUACAACUGAUGGUGGCGCACUCAGAACGUGUCGAUGCUGCAGUGUGCGCUGAUCGUGACGCUGAAGGUGAUAGUGUUGAGAUGCAGGUCCCACUGAAAUACAGAGACGAAGUGGAAUGCAUCAUUCAUCAGAUGGAUAAUGUUAAGAUUACAAGUAAAACAAGGAGUCCAGAAUGCCCAUAUGUAAUUAUUGACGUUCGCCCACAAAACGAGUAUCUGACUUCUCACCUUGCCACAGCUGUCAACCAUCCACAUUCCCGCCUCUCUAGAGCAGUAGGCUGGGAGUGUGCUGAGCUCCUGGCAUACAAGAACCAUCCGGAGUUUAUCAUCGUUGCAUAUGAUGAAGGGGAAGACUUGGCUCCAGAGGUAGUUGCUACUCUCCAACAUCGUGGAUACAACAACAUCUUCAUGCUCAGUGGGGGUCUUCAUCUCGCCAGAGAUAAGUUUGGCUUUCCAUUAGUCUCAGACGACUCUGCCCUCACCCUCCGUCCACAGGUCAUCAGUGCAAUAUCGCAGCAGCUGUCAGAUACCGUACUGCCACCUCUGAGCAUGGCUGAUGCUUCCGAGUGGUGGGCGGCUGCUUCCAAGCUUCCUAACGCCACCACCACUCCAACAGACUCCGGCUUUACCAACAUCACACGAUCCGUUGGUCAGCAUACAUCCAGAUCACAAGUAAAAGGCAAAGAUGGUCAACCGGUUAGACCAUGGCGAUAAUUAUUCAGUAUUUCCUUAUGAAAUCCUCAUUUAUUUUUAAUAAGUUUUACAUUUGGUAAUGGAAUAUUUUCUUUUUUUUAACUUAUAACUGUACUGUAAUAGGUGCUAAAUAGCUUUAAUAUUCUGCAUUGUAUUUCAUUCAAAUCUCUGAGUGGCCUAUAAAAUUUCAUUUGAGAAAUUUUUUUUGCCUGUGUUAUCUGCAUUACAGUCAGUGUGGUCAUGUGGGUCAUCAAGGCAUAUUUGCACUGACUGGGCAUGAGCUCGGUCACAUCUAAGAGUACCACUGAGCAAUAAAGCUAAUAAAAUUCUUGGCUUCAUAUCAAGAAGCAUUAAUAAAAGAGGUCCUAAGGUUAUACAUCAAUUUCGUACUGUAUAUAUUUGUACAUGAAUGGUAUACAACACCAACAAGAUGAAGAAUUAGACAUGUGCAGCUUCUGGGUAUUUUUACAAUAAAAAUACCCAAAUGUCGUACAUGUCUAAUACUGUAUACAUUUGGUAAGGCCUCAUUUGGGUUAUGCUUCUUAGUUCUGGUUUCCUCUUAUCGAUUUUUUUUUUAUUGUCUCUUCGUAGGCACCUUGACUGACUGCAGGCUGAUAACAGCAGUUGCCAGACUAAUCAGUCGGAAUCAUAGCCUCAGGUUAGACUGUGAGAGUAGGUAUAUUCAGAACCAGUCACAGGUAAAUCACGGAUUACCACAACACAAGCGUCCCUCCAUUGCUCUUCUGCCCUAGAUCUCUUUGCUCAAGUAUAAAGUAGAACUCCAGGCUUUUCUAGUAAGUGCUACUCUACAAGGAAAGUGCCUUUGUGUAUGAGGGUCAUUAUCCCUCAACUGUAUGCAAGAAUAUUUUAAUCCCUAAUACAUGAAUUAAAAUUUUUUUAGUGUUGCAUACACAAAUACAGUAUAUACCUGUUACUGUAUACACAGAUACAAGGUAUACCUGUUAGUGUUGUAUACACUUACAGUAUAUAUCCCUGGGUACAUACCCUGUGUAACUUUUGUUGUAAUAGUAUAUAUUUUGCAUAUUGCAUGCAGAAUACCUUCAUACUUUCUAUGAUAUAGACAAGAAGUGCUGUCAUACACUAAUAAUUUCGAGAACGUUCUACUUGAACUGCUGUGAUGAUGUACUAUGCACUAAUUUGAAGCAUAUUCAGCUUCAACUGUCAGGUUUGUGCUGUCUAGUGACUUUUGUGUUAACAUGACAGCCACUAGAAAGCUCCAUUAUUUAAGGAUGCGAUUUGUCCAUUAUUUAUUAGAAUUCUAUUUUGUGGGGAAAGUGAAAUUUUUUACCAGAUUCAUUCUCCGUGCAUCUAGACUAUCACUAGAGAGGUUCAUCAUCAGGGAUGUGAUUUGUCCAGAAUUCUGUUUUUUGGGAUAUUGAAAAGUUUUACCAAAUUCAUUCUCUAUGCAUUAGAACAGUAUUUAAAAAUGUCUAUGGGGGGGAUUAUCCCUCCUUUGACACACUUCCCUAGUUUUCAGGGUUAGUAUUGUCUUAAUUACAUUCCUGAUAUACAGUAGAUUGUAUGAUAUUCUGCUGUUUGCCUGUGUACUCCCAUAUUAGCCACUGUUAGACACCACAAAAACACAUUCUCUAAUUAUAAUAGAGGGUAGAUGUAGUUUCUGUACUUUUCCUGAUGAAUCAUUUACUCACCAUGAAAACAAAGCCAUAGUUUUGCUUGGCAUGUCUCCGAAUAAACAUCAGGAAAUCACCAAUAGCAGGCAGUCUCAGGCUAGUGAACUGCACAAACCAAGUGACAAUAACAUUGUGAUUUGUUCCUCAUUCAGCUUUGUGUAACCAAGUAAGUCAUUGAGCUCUGAUGAGCUGUUUUCAAGAGUUUUAAAGGAACAUAAGUUCUUCCUUAACAAACCACUAGGUAAUUUCAUUAAAAAAUCACUACAAGAACAACCACUGCGAAAAAAUAGUGAAUUCCAAGUGCUUUUGUGAUUUCUCUUCACAGUGGUUCUGCAUAUUGUGAUAUCACCUGUUUACUGUGAUCUUAUUGCAGCAAAUCAUUACAAGUGGGUAUCAUACUGGAUAAGUGGAAAAUAGCAAAUUUGAUACCCAUUUACAAGGUGGGAGAUAGUUUUCAAAUUAUAGACCAAUCAUCCUAAUCCCAACUGUGGGUAAGUUUAUACAAUUGGUAUAUAAUUAAGGAUGCAGUUCAAAUUGGUGUUUAGUGGAAGAAUUCCCUUGGGGUACUUUCGAAUGUGUAUAAUAUGGGAAAUUUAUAUAAACCCAGAAAAAUUUGUGAUUUGAGAAAUCAGCAUAACUAGUAACUCGGCAAAGCUUAAAAUUAUUAGAUGUACAGUAUCAUGUGAUACAAAGUCACAGUGAAAGAUAUAAUUUCCUCAAUGAAUCUCAUCUCGGUUUCAUAAAGGGUCACUUUUAACCUAUAAAAUUUCUAAUCUUUUUUUUAAUACAUGUAUUUGUUUCAGUAAGAUAUCUGAAGAGAUGAACGAUGAUAACAAUUAAUAAUUAUAAUAAUAUUGCAGCAUGAUACAAUGUUUGUACAGAAACUUUUGACAUUUACUUGUGCCUGGAGAAAGCCCUUAGUCAUGACUUCAGUAAGGUCUUAGAAUAGUUACACACAGGAGAUUGAUGACGAAAGUAGCAGUACAUGGUAUAGGAGGAUAAAUUAUCUCCUGGCUUAAGGUACAGUUGAUCAAUAGGCAACAGAGCAUUUGCUUAUCUGAGAAAUCAAGAUAAGUAAGUUUAUUUAGGUACAGAUACACAAGUACAAUUAUCACGUCUAGUAACACGUGUGAAUUUUCCAGGAUAACCUAAAAAAUUAAGGUAAUGUAACUUAUUGAUAAAAUGGAAAACAUAUUGCAGAAAUAGAGAUGAUUUUGAUUAGUUUCACAAUGAAAACGACCUUGAAAUUGGGCUCAAAGUAGCAGAAAUGUUUGAUUUUUACCAAUGUUCAAGAGUAAGCAAAUCACACCACACAUCCAAUACACACGUCAACUGGGGAGUCUAAUAUUUUUUCACUAGUGCACUGAUAUUAUUUAUAUCAUUUUUACAAUAAUGCAAUAGUCUGCAUAACAGUAAAUUUUGUAUUGUUUGUAUGAAUAAAAAAUAAAAAUAGAAAGCAAUAGUAAUAUAAGAGGUGCCUAGAGACGUGACUAAUGAACACAAGAUAUGUUAUUUUGGUGCCAAGAAUGUCUACAUUGUUUAUUCUGGACUUUAUUUUGAAAUUGGCAUCUUUUUCAAUUUGUGUGAAAUUGGCCAAAUUGCCAAUUUCUGACCACUUUAUUGGGUAGUUGAAAUUGGUAAAUGGGUGGUUUCUUGUACUCAACUGAUAGAAAAAAUGGAGUUCUAAAGAAAUAGCUAUGAGUUUGGUCAACUGGAACAACGGAAUUGGCCAAAAACAGGGCUCAAAGUCGGCAAAAUCGUCAAUGCAUAUAUGUCGCCGAGACCGCUAACUUCGCGGGAGCGUAAUUCCGUGAGUUUUCGACCAAAUUUCAUAUUUCUGGUGUCAUUACCAUCGGAAAAAGAUUAUCAUUUCAUAAGAAAUUUUUUUUUUUUUUUUUUUUAAAUUACGACAUAGAAUGACAGUUUCAGAAAGGGGCUCACGACACAGUCAAAAGGUUAAUGCAUACAAAUGUAAUGUACUAAUUCUUGGAAAAGGAAAUAGAUAUGACAUUUAUAAACUAAAUUAAAAUUACACACACAAACUAAAUAAUGUAGAUCUUACUCAGAAUGAAAGAAUGAAAGACUUGGAAAUUCUGGUCAGCAGACAUUUCACCAGCCAGUGGCUUUGUCAGUUCAAUACAGAGGUUAUAUGAAGGUGUUGAAACAGGAGACAGUGGAAGAUGAGGUAAUCAGUCCCUCAGCCUGGGCACUAGUGUUCAAUACCUUAGUCGUAGAUCAAACCUUAUGGGUUUAGCACCUCCUUAUGAAUAAAAUAAAAACAACAAUAAUAAUAAUGAUAGUAAUAUAAAAAUAAAGUAGGAAUUAUGCAAUAUAGAGUUAGCUCAGAUAUGUCAUCUUGCCAUUUUAUAUGUGCAAACACGCUGAAGAUGCUUCAUGGUCGCAUGUAAAUAAAAGUAAAUUAUUUUAGUUAACGGGCAACCACAAAUAGAUAAUAGGUUAAGUAAGGUUUGUCAGGAAACAGGACAAGUUUUUCCUGAUGUUGGUCUUCAGGUUAAAGAUAAAGAUGUUUAUUUUGACAGAUUACAUGGUUGUACAGAGGAAUAUAAUAGUUGGGUGUACAUGCCAAAAGCCCGUCCGUAUGCUGAGCAUUUUGGGCAAACUUAACCCUUUGACUGUCGCGGCUGUAUAUACACGUCUUACGAGGUACCGUGUUUGACGUAUAUAUACUCAUAAAUUCUAGCGGCUUCAAAUCAAGAAAGAAAAAGCUGGUAGGCCCACAUGUGAGAGAAUGGGUCUGUGUGGUCAGUGUGCACCACAUAAAAAAAAUCCUGGAGCACGCAGUGCAUAAUGAGAAAAAAAAAACUCCGACCGUUUUUUUUUAAUUAAAAUGCCGACUUUGUGGUCUAUUUUCGUAUAGUAUUUAUGUUUGUAUUCUCGUUUUCUUGGUCUCAUUUGAUAGAAUGGAAAACAUAUUAUGGAAAAAGAGAUGAUUUUGAAUGAUUUUACUAUAAAAAGAACCUGGAAAUGGAGCUCAAAGUAGGGGAAAUGUUUGACUUUUGCCGAUGUUCAAAAAUAAACAAAUGACAUUAUUGUCCAAUAAAUGUCCAACUAGCCAUUCUAAUAUGCAAUCAUGAAUGGGUUGAUGUUAUUUAUACAUUUAUUACAUUAUUGGAGUAGUCUGCAUAAUAGUAAAGCUUCGAUUUUUUGUUUGAAUGAAAUUUCAAAAUAAAAAGCAAGAGUAAUAUCAGAGGGGCCUGGAGACAUGACUGAUGAACAAAGAAAAUGUUAUUUUAGAGCCAGGAAUGUCUGCAUUGUUCAUUCUGGACCUUAUUUUGAAAUUGUCAUAUUUUUUAAUUUUCAUGAAAUUGGCCAAAUUGCAAAUUUCUGACCACGUUAUUGGGUAGUUGAAAUUGGUAAAUGGGCAGUUUCUUGUACUCAAUCGAUAGAUAAAACGGAGUUAAAAAGAAAUAGCUAUGAGUUUAGUCGACUGGAACAAUGGAAUUAGGCAAAAAUAGGGCUCAAAGUGGGCAAAAUCGCCGAUUUGUAAAUAUCGCCAAGGUCGCUAACUUCGCGAGAGCGUAAUUCUGUCAGUUCACCAUCAAAUUUCGUUUUUUUGGUGUCAUUACAAUCGGGAAAAGAUUCUCUAUCAUUUCAUAAGAAAAAAUAAUUUUUUUUUUUUUUUAAAUUUUGCAACACCAGGAGACACCUCAGGAUUGGGGGUUGUGACAGUCAAGGGGUUAAAGAUUAACUUAAGAUUAGUAAGGCAAUAAUACAUAGUUCAUAUGGUCAUUAAAUGUGUUAGAGUGAGUACAGUAGAAUUGUGUAUCAGGUGAUGCUACAUGGUUUUGAUAAGUCUAGUAGAGACUUAUUACACUAUUGAAUUAGUUAAUAAAGAUUACAGUGUAUUACAAUGUAACAAUUUAAAACAAUUUACAGUAUGAUGUACUGUAGUACAAUCUACUACUAUUUAAAACAAUGAACAAAUAGACAUCCCAGUUUCAAAGUAGUAAGUGGUUGAGCAUUCAUCAGCACAAUAUGAGUAGCUUUUGGGUAUGGUAUGGUUUGUCUGGUUAAUUUUAGGUGAUGAGGUUAGGUUAAUUAAGGUUUGUCAGGAAACAGGACAAAUAUUCCCUGAUGCUAGUCUUAGUUAUACGAUGACCCGCUGCUGCAACUUUUGGUCAUCUGACCAAGGCCUUCCACUGGCUUACCAGUUCACCCCUUUAAAAAUUAUGGUGAAUGUAUUCAGAUAUUUGGGAGUGGACGUGCCAGCGGAUGGGUCUAUGAAAGAUGAGGUGAAUCAUAGAAUUGAUGAGGGAAAAAGAGUGAGUGGUGCACUUAGGAGUCUGUGGAGACAAAGAACUUUGUCCUUGGAGGCAAAGAGGGGAAUGUAUGAGAGUAUAGUUUUACCAACGCUCUUAUAUGGGUGUGAAGCAUGGGUGAUGAAUGUUGCAGCGAGGAGAAGGCUGGAGGCAGUGGAGAUGUCAUGUCUGAGGGCAAUGUGUGGUGUGAAUAUAAUGCAGAGAAUUCGUAGUUUGGAAGUUAGGAGGAGGUGCGGGAUUACCAAAACUGUUGUCCAGAGGGCUGAGGAAGGGUUGUUGAGGUGGUUCGGACAUGUAGAGAGAAUGGAGCGAAAGAGAAUGACUUCAAGAGUGUAUCAGUCUGUAGUGGAAGGAAGGCGGGGUAGGGGUCGGCCUAGGAAAGGUUGGAGAGAGGGGGUAAAGGAGGUUUUGUGUGCGAGGGGCUUGGACUUCCAGCAGGUAUGCAUGAGCGUGUUUGAUAGGAGUGAAUGGAGACAAAUGGUUUUUAAUACUUGAUGUGCUGUUGGAGUGUGAGCAAAGUAACAUUUAUGAAGGGGUUCAGGGAAACCGGCAGGCCGGACUUGAGUCCUGGAGAUGGGAAGUACAGUGCCUGCACUCUGAAGGAGGGGUGUUGGACUUCCAGCAGGUAUGCAUGAGCGUGUUUGAUAGGAGUGAAUGGAGACAAAUGGUUUUUAAUACUUGAUGUGCUGUUGGAGUGUGAGCAAAGUAACAUUUAUGAAGGGGUUCAGGGAAACCGGCAGGCCGGACUUGAGUCCUGGAGAUGGGAAGUACAGUGCCUGCACUCUGAAGGAGGGGUGUUAAUGUUGCAGUUUAAAAACUGUAGUGUAAAGCACCCUUCUGGCAAGACAGUGAUGGAGUGAAUGAUGGUGAAAGUUUUUCUUUUUUGGGCCACCCUGCCUUGGUGGGAAUCGGCCAGUGUGAUGAUAAAAAAAAAAAAAAAAAUUAUAACCAUUAGGAAUUCACAAAUGGGUAAUGGCUUUAGCAACCAAUAAAACUAAUUUCCCUGAAGCACUGAGCAGAUGAUAUUCCAUAAGUUAUAGACCCUUGUGGGUUUAGUACUUAGUUUUGAUUAUAAUAAUAAUCUAUCAGUUACAAUGGUUUAUAUCAUGCCUUUGAAUACAACUAAUCUAUUAGUUAUUAUGCCAUAUUUAAAUUUGUUUGUAGUAUAUAUAUAUAUUUUAUAUUAAGAGUAAAAUUGUUGAAUUGUGAAAGUUUUUAAUUAUUGUAAGUAGAUUAUUCUGUUAAGGUUAUUAAUUAUGUAUUUGGAAAGAUUGAGAAAUACGUUUGUUAUGAAUUACUUCAUGUACACUCAUGAAUUGUGAGAGGAAUUGUUAGUUCAUGAAUAAUGACAGGGAUUGUUAGGAUUAGGAUUUGUUCAUGGAUUGUGAGAGGAAUUGUUAGGAUUGUGAUUUGUUCAUAGAGUGUGAGAGGAAUUGUUAGGAUUGUGAUUUGUUCAUAGAGUGUGAGAGGAAUUGUUAGGAUUGUGAUUUGUUCAUAGAGUGUGAGAGGAAUUGUUAGGAUUAGGAUUUGUUCAUGGAUUGUGAGAGGAAUAAUUAGGAUUGUGAUUUGUUCAUGAAUUGCUAGGAUUGUGAUUUGUUUAUAGACUUUGAAAAGAAUUGUUAAGGUUAUGUAUUGUACAUUCAUACAUUAUGAGUGAAAUUGUUAAGAGUUAUAAAUUAUUAAAUUAUUAUGAAAGAGAUUUAUUAGUUACUGUACAUAUUUAUCAUUGUUUAAACUGAUUAGUUAAAAAAUUCACUACCAAAAAUUAAAAUGCAUAUUAAAACUUAAUGAUACAGAAAUAAAGUAUUUCCCCCACAGGGAUGCGUCCCAAGACCUACCGUGGAUAUCUGAAAUCAUGGAUACCAGCAAACCCUGUUUGAAAGUCAUUUUUUAUUUACAUACCCAUGAUAAAAUUUAAUUAUACACAAUAAAAUUAAAUUAUACACAAUAAGUCAAGAAGUAUCACUUUUUCACUGAUGGGAAACACUUCACGGCUUUGAAGAACUGCCAGGUUCACUACAUUUGCACUUUUGGGCUAUUAUUAAGCAGAAUUAAGGGUUAUUUUCAGGUCAUGAUAAACUGUGGAUAACUGAAACUGCAGAAACCAAAUCCAUAGAUACAGGGGUUCUACUGUACUUAAAAAUAUGAAAAAAAAAAACUGUGAUUACAGUUGGUUACAGAAUUGUCUGUAUAGUAAUUAGUUACUAUCAUGGCCAGAUAAUGUGUGGUAAAGCGCUGGACCUGCCACUACCAGGACCGUGGUUCAAGCCUCCCAUCCAGCUUUCUGUUUAUUGCGGCAUAAUUGAAAUUAUAGAGAAUUAAAAUUAUAGAGAUGUUUAUUUUGACUACAGGUUUGAUACAUUUAUAAUGCAAAAAAUAUAUGAUACAGUUGCAUGCUCAAAAGAAAUUCAUUUAAUAUGCAGAUCAUUUCAAGCAAACUAAUCAUUACAACCAGGUAUACUCCAGGUAUACUCCAGGUAUACUCCAGGUAUACUCAUACAUCGCUUCCUUUUCCUAUAAGCCAGAUACAGUUGCUCCUCAACUUAUGAUGGUUUGACUUACAAUAUUUCAACUUUACAUUGGUACAAAAGCAAUUACUUUGGAGAUGAAACUUAAGAUAAUUACUCAGCAUGAAGGCAUAAAGUCCAUAACUUGUAUUCAUUUAUUUACUUUUCAGUAUUUUCAAAUACUGAUAGUACUGAGUUAGUUACAGUAAUUAUUUGUUUAUUUACUUAUUCAGUGACAGUAGUUAUUUAUUUACUUAUUUAUUUAGCCUAUUAUAUUCAGCUUGUGAUAUUUUCAAUUUACAAAGGGUUCGUUGGAACGUAACCCUGUUGUAAGUCAAGGAGCACUUGUAUAUUGAGCGUUUCCUGCAAAUUAUGAUAUUUGGAUCACUUGAGUCAUGUUGAAAGUUCCGGUGAUUGUGAUAGUCUUCAAGGAUUAUCUCUGUCCCCUCAAUAAGAUGUCUUAUAAUUUGUAAAACAAAAAAAAAAUCCAUUUGUUUCUGUAGAGAGAAAGAACAGACCAAAGAUAAUUGUCAGAACUUUAUUUCGCUAGUGUUAUUGAAUGCCAAAGAUGUGAACAGGCAGGGAAUGUUGCUUCUGCUGUAGAUAUCAACUUUUGAAAUGCAUUUUAUACAUACAUUCUGAAGUCAGCAUGUAUGUACGUUUCAUGAAUGGCUAAUGCUGUUAAGUAGGAAAAAUUGUACACAGUAGGCUGUCUUGCAAACCACAGUAUGUACUGUACAGUUUUUCUUUUUUAAAUGUGAUUGAAAAAGAAUACCCAUAAUUGAUAACAUGUGGAGAGACCUUCACAGUACACAUUAUUCAAUUUUGGAUACCUUUCUCAAUCAUAUUUACACAAAAAACAUAAAACAAAUGAAGCCAUGUAUAUUGGAAUACGUAUUACUAAGAAUACUAUUAUCCGUCCACUGAUUGUCUCGAAACUGUUAAUACCUGUUCUUAAACCAAAAUUGUACAAGUACUGUGGAACCCCGAAUAUCAGCCGCUGUAUUAUUUGGCCGAAUCAUAUUAAGGCCGGUUUUUGGGCGGAAAUUUUGCUCCGUAUUUUGGCCAGGGCCUCGCGUAUCAGUUGUAUUAGAUGAGUCAGCCUGCCUCCCGCUGGGGCGCCGCGCAUAGGUGAGUCGGUCUCCCUGUGUCUCUCGGUAAAUGAGCAUAUACUCCACACAUUCAUCCAAACAUUUCCUUAAAAUUCAUUGGUUUUUGUGCUUGUUUAUUAAGUGCGACUGUGAAAUAAGCCACCAUGGGCCCAAAGAAUUGAAGAGAGCAAGAGAGAUCACAAACAAUGGAAGAUGUGGAGAGAGGCAGGGAGUGUAGCAUGGAGGGAGGGGGUGUAGCAGGCAGGCAGGGAGUGUAGCAGGGAGAGAGUGAGUGUGGAAGGGAGACAGGGAGUGUAGCAGGGAAACCGGGAGUGUUGAAGAGAGGCAGGGAUUGUAGCAGGCAGGCAGGGAGUGUAGCAGGGAAACAGGGAGUGUGGAAGGGAGGCAGGGAGGGAAGUAACCCCAGAGGGGGCUUUGAUACCUGAAGUCCUUAUGGAAGGGGACAUCCCUUCCUGACAAUAAUCAGUCCUCCCUCUCUCCUCCUCCCUGUCUUCCAUAAGCCAACAAGAGUCUUCAGUAAAGGUAUGUAAUAGUGAUUAAAUGUUCAUUUAUAUAUUUUAUUUAGUUCUCGUUGUUUUGUGUAUUUAAAACUAUAAUUAUCUUUAAAAAAUGUAUUUUUGUUAAUAUUUUUGGGUGUCUGGAAUGGAUUAAUUGUGUUUUUUUUUUUUCAACAACUCGGCCGUCUCCUACCGAGGCAGGGUGACUCAAAAAAGAAAGAAAAUCUCCAAAAAAGAAAAUACUUUCAUCAUCAUUCAACACUUUUACCUCACUCACACAUAAUCACUGUUUUUGCAGAGGUGCUCAGAACACAACAGUUUAGAUGCAUAUACGUAUAAAGAUACACAACAUAUCCCUCCAAAUUGCUAAUAUCCCGAACCCCUCCUUUAGAGUGCAGGCAUUGUACUUCCCAUUUCCAGGACUCAAGUCCGGCUAUAUAAAAAUAACCGGUUUCCCUGAAUCCCUUCACUAAAUAUUACCCUGCUCACACUCCAACAGAUCGUCAGGUCCCAAAUACCAUUCAUCUCCAUUCACUCCUAUCGAACACGCUCAUGCACGCCUGCUGGAAGUCCAAGCCCCUCGCCCACAAAACCUCCCUUACCCCUUCCUUCCAACCGUUUCGAGGACGACCCCUACCCCGCUUUCCUUCUCCUACAGAUUUAAAUGCUCUCCAUGUCAUUCUACUUUGAUCCAUUCUCUCUAAAUGACUGAACUACCUCAACAACCCCUCUUCAGACCUUCACACCUUAUCCUAAUUUCCACACUCCGAAUUUUCUGCAUAAUAUUUACACCACACAUUGCCCUUAGACAGGACAUCUCCACUGCCUCCAACUGCCUCCUCGCUGCUGCAUUUACCACCCAAGCUUCACACCCAUAUAAGAGUGUUGGUACUACUAUACUUUCAUACAUUCCCUUCUUUGCUUCCAUACAUUAAUUGUAUUUACAUUAAUUCUUAUGGAAAAAUAUUGCUUUGAAUUUAGACCGACCUUCUGGAACGGAUUAUGGCUGAUAUUUGGGGUUCCACUGUAUGAGUAUGUGUAUAGGUUGCAAAUGUAUAUUGGAAUGUUACUAAGAAUACUUUUAUCCGCCCACUGGUUGUCUUUAAACUUGUAAUUGCUUUUGUUAAAUAAAUAUUUUAUGCACAAGA